Molecule: messenger RNA, 1747 nt
Organism: Bolinopsis microptera
Lineage: Eukaryota; Metazoa; Ctenophora; Tentaculata; Lobata; Bolinopsidae
Product: tRNA pseudouridine synthase Pus10-like
Exons: 9
Coding region: 19-1590 (523 amino acids)
Biological process (GO): tRNA pseudouridine synthesis
Molecular function (GO): pseudouridine synthase activity; RNA binding
Source: RefSeq, a predicted model, not a curated record
CAGGAAGUCGGAAGCAAAAUGGAAAUCAAAUUAGAAGACAAGAUAGAAGUGUCCGAAAGCUUGACAGAUGCUGAACCAGAUGAAAGCACUAAACCUGCAGUCCCAAAACCUAGUAUCUGUAAAAGAUGCAGUGUGAGAGUGAUCUUCAACAAGAGCAACGGUAUCCAAAUCAAGGAGGGUUUUGAUCAACAAUACAAACUGCUCGAAGAAUCCCCGGAAGCAUUCAAUUUGAUCUCAGAUGAUACAUUGAGCACAUUAGCACCAGAUCUACGGUCCCGCCCUGACAACACGUGCUACUUGUGUGCAGGAAUACUUCAGAACAGCACUAUUCGAACUCUCAUGAACAAGUGUAAAGUGCUGCUGUCAGAGUAUGAGUGUGUGGGUAGUGUCGGAGUAACUUUCAGUAAUAUUGAUCUGUUGAAUGUUAGGUCGUUUCUCUGCGGGGUCGGUGGAAUUAAAUUGCAGAUAAAGACUAUUUUCAAGUGGUUAAUGGCCGAAGAGCUCUCGCAAUUUCUAGGUUGUCCUAAAGUUGUGCAAAACGCAUCUAAAGCAGACGAUCAAGAUCUGAUGGUGAACAUUGAGGUACGAUUGGAUAACGAUGAGUUUAUGUGGAUGUGUAGGCCUCCUCUAGAGUGGGACGUGUUCAACUUCAGCCAGGGUAAAUUCAAGAGUGCACGUUUAGAAGAUGCUCUUGCUCGUGCUAAAUAUGAGGAUAUCAAGGCGUAUUUAAAACUUCCAGGAAGAGCAGUCCAGUUCUCAAUAUCCGUAUUAGCUAACACUACAUUUGUUGGUGGAAGAUACACAAAGAUGGCCAGGAAUAUGAGUCAAACACCCUGGUUAAAGCAAGACGGGCUUCUUAUUGCUGGUAAUAUCGAGGACAUCCUCUGUAAACCGCUCCAGAAGGCGUUUAGAGCAGAUGAGGCGAGGAUGCAUUCAGCAGGAAGGGAGGAUAUUGAUGUCAGAAUGUUGGGGACUGGUCGACCUUUCUACGUUCAGCUGACGAAUGUGAGAAAGUUUCCAACUGAAGCCAUGUUAGACGAACUUCAAGUUGUAAUUAACAAACAGAGCGCACACGUGAAGUGCUACAAACUGACUCCAGUUACAAAAUCAGAGACAGAAUUAGUAAAGCAGGGUCAGGAGGAGAAACAGAAGGAGUAUCGAUGUAUAAUCAAGGCUGAAAACGAGGUAACAGAUGAAAUGAUUAGCAACCUAAACAGCGUGGAAAACUUGGACUUGGAACAGAAGACACCUCUUAGAGUAUUACACCGGAGAUCACCAUUAACUCGCACUAAAAGAAUCAUUAAAGUCAAAGCUAGAGCUCUCACCAGAGAAGAGGUUGAAGUUAGUUGCAAACACGAUAUGAAACUAACUGAGUCUCUAAAUAAGAGACUUGUGGUAGCAGAAGUAACAUCAGAAGCCGGGACGUACAUCAAGGAGUUUGUUCAUGGUGACUUCAACAGAACAGUUCCUAAUGUAGGAACUAUAAUGGGGAACCGCUGUGACAUGCUCCAACUUGACGUUGUUAAUUUGUCUAUGGUAUGGCCUCCUGAGAGGGAUGGAACGAAAGAGGAUGUGGCAGAAGAUAAAUGAACUUGCUAGCUGCUUGCAAUUUUAAUAAUUCUAAUCAUUUUACAAUGUACAGUGUUCAUCGUACAAUGUACAAUGUACAAUGUACACUGCACUGUACACCUUUGACAUUUUUAUAUUGUACUGUAGUAUUAAUUUAUUAUUCUAUGAGCCGGUAUUC